Molecule: messenger RNA, 3119 nt
Organism: Charadrius vociferus (killdeer)
Lineage: Eukaryota; Metazoa; Chordata; Aves; Charadriiformes; Charadriidae
Gene: CAMK2G
Product: calcium/calmodulin-dependent protein kinase II gamma
Exons: 23
Coding region: 1-2205 (734 amino acids)
Biological process (GO): protein phosphorylation
Cellular component (GO): cytoplasm; neuron projection
Molecular function (GO): calmodulin binding; ATP binding; calcium/calmodulin-dependent protein kinase activity
Source: RefSeq, a predicted model, not a curated record
AUGGGGAGCGUGGGGGAUAUGCUGGUGGCUGCCGUAACUGCUUUUCACGGGAUUGACCCCGCGUCCGCCCCAGCGGCAUCGCCGCCGGAGGGAAAAGUGUUUCUGCGCCCCGGGGUCGUCGCCGCCGCUGGAUGGGGUGUCCCCGCCGCCCGCCUGGGGCUGCGCGCUCCUGUUGCACCCCGGGACUUCCUCUCUUCCCCCCCUGCCCUCCUCGGGACCGGGCUGCCGCCUUCUCCUGCCCGCACCGUCCCCCUGCUGCACGUUGCCGUUCCCUUCAACUGUGUCUGCGCUGGGACGCGGCACUGUUACUGCCGCUCCGCGACGCUUCGGUCCCCACUUCCUCGUCCCUGUGAAAGGACCAGGGGAGCCUUCUCCGUGGUCCGCAGAUGUGUAAAGAAAAGUUCAUCACAGGAAUAUGCUGCAAAAAUCAUCAACACCAAAAAACUGUCGGCCAGAGAUCACCAGAAACUGGAACGUGAAGCUCGAAUCUGCCGACUUCUAAAGCAUCCAAAUAUUGUGCGUCUCCAUGACAGUAUUUCAGAAGAAGGUUUCCAUUACCUCGUCUUUGAUCUGGUUACCGGUGGGGAGCUCUUUGAGGAUAUCGUUGCCAGAGAGUACUACAGUGAAGCAGAUGCCAGCCACUGUAUUCAUCAGAUACUGGAGAGUGUGAAUCACAUUCACCAGCAUGAUAUCGUGCACCGAGACUUGAAGCCUGAGAAUUUACUACUGGCAAGUAAAUGUAAGGGUGCUGCUGUCAAGCUGGCUGACUUCGGACUGGCUAUAGAAGUUCAGGGAGAGCAGCAGGCCUGGUUUGGGUUUGCUGGCACUCCAGGCUACCUCUCCCCCGAAGUCUUAAGAAAAGAUCCUUAUGGAAAACCAGUGGAUAUAUGGGCAUGUGGAGUGAUUCUGUACAUAUUGCUAGUGGGGUACCCUCCCUUUUGGGAUGAAGAUCAGCACAAACUCUAUCAGCAGAUCAAAGCCGGAGCCUAUGACUUCCCAUCACCUGAGUGGGACACUGUGACUCCUGAAGCAAAGAAUUUGAUCAACCAGAUGCUGACAAUAAAUCCAGCAAAGCGCAUCACAGCUGACCAGGCUCUCAAACAUCCAUGGGUCUGCCAACGAUCCACUGUCGCUUCGAUGAUGCACAGGCAGGAGACUGUGGAAUGCUUGAGAAAGUUCAAUGCUAGAAGGAAGCUAAAGGGUGCAAUCCUCACAACGAUGCUUGUGUCUCGGAACUUUUCAGCUCUAGCAGUCCAUGCACUUUUGGGUUGUGGUACAUCCCUUACAACUUCUGUUGCCUCUGAGGGAAGGAUGAUGUCCAGCGACCCGGACAGCACUCCUUCUUCCUCCCUCUUCUUGGUGAUUGAAAGUGGGGGGAGGGGAGGGUCUGAGGAGAUGCCACAGAGCAACAACAAAACCAGUAUAGUAAGCACUGCAAAAGAAACACCCCCAGUGCAGACGUCCAUGGAGCCACAAACAACUGUUGUCCAUAAUGCUACAGAUGGCAUAAAGGGUUCCACAGAGAGCUGUAACACCACGACUGAAGAUGAGGAUCUGAAAGCUCCCCCUCUCUCCACCGGGGACGGCAGCUCAGUGCUUGAAGGACGGAGGCACAGUGAGAGCAAAACACAGACUGAGUCCAUGCAGUCCCAGCUUUCUCUCUGUUUCUCAGCCACUACACAGUCUUGUGAAGAGAAGCUUCUUGCCUGGGACAGCCCAGGGCAGACAUUGGAGUUAGAGCGUGCUCGGUCGGAGCCUUUGCUAACUCCAGUAGUUCCCUUUGUACUUAACCGUGCACCGUUGCGUAAGCAAGAGAUCAUUAAGAUAACAGAGCAGCUGAUAGAAGCCAUCAACAAUGGAGACUUUGAUGCUUAUACAAAAAUCUGUGAUCCUGGCUUGACCUCAUUUGAACCUGAAGCACUGGGGAACCUCGUUGAAGGAAUGGAUUUCCAUAAGUUUUACUUUGAGAACUUACUGUCGAAGAACAGCAAGCCAAUACACACCACCAUCCUGAACCCCCACGUCCAUGUCAUCGGUGAAGACGCUGCCUGCAUCGCGUACAUCCGCUUGACACAGUACAUCGAUGGCCAAGGCCGGCCCCGCACCACGCAGUCUGAAGAGACCCGCGUCUGGCACCGCCGAGAUGGCAAGUGGCUGAAUGUCCACUACCACUGCUCUGGAGCUCCUGCAGCACCUCUCCAGUGAGGAUCAAAUACGGCAACUUGUGGAGAUACUCAGCUGGAGGGCAAUAUCUUCUUAGCAAGCAGCUCUGGAGUGCCUGAGUGACAGCAACGGUCAUGUCUGUUUUGACGUUAAAAAAAAAAAAUACAAAUUACAAACAGGCAGCAGCCAAAUGCACGAAACCCUGCAUGCAUCUGAUGCUCCGGGCGCUGCCUUUCUGUUGUUUUCCAUGGAUCCAUCGUGUCUGUUUCUGCUGUACGAAGGUGUUUUUAAAUCUUAAAAAAAAAAAAAAAAAAAAGACAUAUUGUUUGUAUAAAAUAAUAAAAAACAGGAAUAAUGCUAAAUAAAUGACAGAUUAUCCAACAUGCCCCCUCCCCCAGGGCUAAGAAAAUGGCAGCAGCUGGAACAUCUUUCAGAAAUGAAGUGAGGGGGGAAAGCAAAAGUGAAGGAGAGAGAAAGAGAGAGGGAGAGCAAAAAAGGAGGCGGCUUGAGCAGCGGAUGGCUGAACUGUGCUCCACAAAGCCAUGGUGGAAGUUAACAUCGCAUUCAGGCUGUGCUGCGACUUCAACUGGUGAGAGGUGGCGAGGAGACCCCAGAGGAGCCAGUGUGAAGACUGGGGUUCACGCGAGAGGAGACGCUUCUCUUCCUCUUGCCCAGCAGACUGACUUCAGCCUGAGUUUCUUCUGCAAUUUCUGCACAGCAAGAACGCUAUGGAAAGCUGGUUGCUCGGCUGCUGGAUCCCAAAACAGACUUUUUUUUUUUUUUAAAGAAAAAAACCAAAAUGGGAUGUUGAUUUAAAACUAAAGGCGGAAGUAGGGAUUAAAAAAAUGGGUUUAAGUGAAUAUAACUUAAAUAGAAGCUUGCUCUUCAGAGAUACUGGUUUUAGAAACAGGCACUACCUGGCCAAACAUGGAGGUUUGGAGCCAGAUUAUUUAAUU